This is a messenger RNA of Clunio marinus, 974 nucleotides long. The record is from the annotation of a GenBank genome assembly. NCBI's taxonomy places the organism in Eukaryota, Metazoa, Arthropoda, Insecta, Diptera, Chironomidae.
UUAGAAAUUUCGGGAAAAUAUUUUCGCGGCAUUUCAUGAACCGUAGUGAUAAACAAGUUGAGGAGAUAAACGCUUUGACUGAAAUGACGGUGUUAAAGCAAAUGCAACGUGGUCCAUCUACGAUGUCUCCUUUUCAACAUCCACCACGUUCAAAAUUUAUGAUUACAGAUAUUCUUGGUGGAAAUGGGAAAUUGACGCCAAUUGAUCGUGUUCCAAGCCCUCAGCCAAGUGAUCUCAGCGUUUUCUUGAGCUCGAUUCCUGACAACGAUGAUGAUAGUGAUUGUGAUUCAAGUGACAAAGAUGACGAGGGGAGUUUGAAGAAUGGAUUGAAUGGGACGCCAGGAUUAAGUAAAAAGCAGAGAAAGGCUAGAACGGCCUUCACAGACCAUCAACUUCAAACUCUAGAGAAAACAUUUGAGCGACAAAAAUAUCUUAGCGUUCAGGAUCGAAUGGAAUUGGCCAAUAAACUCGGCCUUACUGACACACAGGUCAAGACGUGGUACCAGAAUCGAAGAACGAAGUGGAAACGACAGACUGCAGUGGGAUUGGAAUUGCUAGCUGAGGCAGGAAAUUAUGCAGCGUUUCAACGACUAUACGGUGGACCACCUUACAUCGGUGGUUGGCCUUAUCCACCACAAGUACCUUCAGCAAACCCCACAAGCACAGUUGAUCUGUAUUAUCGACAAGCAGCUGCUGCAGCAGCACUUCAAAAACCUUUACCAUAUCGAUUAUACCCUGGCACACCCGGAAUGUCACCGAUUGCUUCAAUCUCUGGUCCAAGUGCUUCUCAAUUUCCCCCCCUUUCAGUAUCCAGUUCAUUAUCGUCUCUAAGUAAUUUUUACAGUAACAAUAAUAAUAGCAGUAAAAUUUAUGAAUCUAGGAGAUCUCCAAGUCCAACACUAAACCCUGGUAGUCCUGAGGGACAUUCCGAAAGUAACUCACAAAGUGAUAAUGAGGAAACAAUUCAAGUUUAA